AUGGAAUCUUCAUCUGAAUAUUCUUUCAAAGAUGAAACCGAUCAGACGGCAGCUGAGUAUCACGUUGUGUCAGUGACGGGACAAUCGGCCUCCAGAUCUCCCUCGGAAGCUCGAUCCACGCCAUCGUCCAUUAUGGACCCGUCAGUGGCUGGGCCGAGUAACACGGUCCCUCUUUAUGUCACAGAAACGCGUGGCUCUCGUUCUACCUCUGCAAACUCACCCCAAUCAUCCAGUACACCACUGUCCACUCCUCGACUAGCCAACGUUAAUGAAGCCUACCUGCUCCGACAUUUUCAGCGGCACUUAGCACCAUGGCUUGAUGCCGGUGACCCUGAGCGACACUUUUCAGCGGAUGUGGCUGGGAGAGCCAGCCAAUCUCCACUCCUUCUCUACGCCUGUCUAGCAGUGUCGGCAUGCCAUCUAUCUCGAACGGCAAAUACGAUCUCGCCUGAUGUAGCGGAUAGCUACCAUGAGCGCUGUGUCUCGAUUAUGCUCCCGGUCCUCGACAAACCAGAGUUUGAAAUCGGCAUCGACAUUCUUCUGAGUUCGACCGUGAUCCUUCGCUUCUUCGAACAAAUUUCCUCCCACACCCCCUCCAACGACCCACAGCGUCAUCUCCUCGCAGGCUCGGUAUAUAUCAGUUCACAUGUGGAUUCAGCGAUUUCCGGCGGACUCGCAUCAGCCUCCUUCUGGGUCUUCGUGAUCCAAGACAUCCAGUUCGCGCUUACGUAUCAAAAAUGUCUUCGCCUAGCCUUCGCACCGUUUGAUGACCGCCUGCGGCGGUGGUGGGUUGCCAAGCCGGCCCUAAGCGACGGCGACCGGGUGAACCAGGCGAUCUGGAUACUUGCCGAGACAAUUGAUUUCUGUUAUAAUUCCUCGGGCCGAAACUACGGGGGCCAUUUGGGGAGCGCGGGGGAGAAUGCCCUGAAACAACGGAUCCGAGAUUGGGAAGCUGGUCGUUCGGAGACAUUUACCCCGUUGCACGUUUCGCCGCCGGAUCCGAGGGGUGGAAAGCCCUUCCCUGUGGUUUGGUACACAACUCUAUGGCAUUCUACCGCUGUGCAACAUCUGUGCCUUGCCAAGGCGCUGAUGCUGAUUCGUGAAGCCGAAGUAUACGACAACAGCAUGGAGCAGCGCGCGAGAUUAAAGGAACAAAUAUCGGAGAACCUGAAUUACCUCUUCGGCAUUGCCUUUUCCGCAGACGACGAGCCGUCCUUGCGGAUCAUGGCCUGCCAUGCACUAUGUGCUUGCAGUGCAUGGAUAGAUGAUCCACUCGCCCAGAACUUGUUGUUCGACCUGCUGCGCCGGACGGAAAGAGAUAAUGGAUGGCCGUGGGCAUAUGUGGAGCAACGCAUUCUUCAUACGUGGCAGGGAAAUUCGCGAUAA
Messenger RNA from Penicillium canariense, 1386 nucleotides. RefSeq lists its product as uncharacterized. Gene Ontology annotation, molecular function: DNA-binding transcription factor activity; transcription cis-regulatory region binding. NCBI's taxonomy places the organism in Eukaryota, Fungi, Ascomycota, Eurotiomycetes, Eurotiales, Aspergillaceae. Gene Ontology annotation, biological process: positive regulation of transcription by RNA polymerase II. The transcript has 6 exons. The record is from RefSeq and is a predicted model, not a curated record. Bases 1 to 1386 code for a protein of 461 amino acids. Gene Ontology annotation, cellular component: nucleus.